Messenger RNA from Danaus chrysippus (African queen), 348 nucleotides. NCBI's taxonomy places the organism in Eukaryota, Metazoa, Arthropoda, Insecta, Lepidoptera, Nymphalidae. The record is from the annotation of a GenBank genome assembly.
AUGGCUUCCGGUGGUCAUCCUGAGGGAGCGGCGCUGGUCACCAGACAUGACCAGCUGGCUGGCAGUCUGGCUAGGCUGCAGAGACUGGCAGCGAGCAGGCAGGCCGCGCUCAUGGAGAGUGUGUGCAGCUCCGUGACGUCAUCUCGUGGUCGUCAUCCCUCCGCAGCGAGAUGUCAUCCCCAGCUGCCGCAGGCUCAGCAACAGCUGAGGACGGAGAAAGAGGCGCGCGACGACUGUUUCAAGGACGUACUGGCCAGGGCGCAGAGGUUACUGGAUGAGGAACGUCCCAGCUCAGCGGAGAUCGAGGAGCGUUGCCGCGCGGCAGGUGGCGUUGGAGCAGCUAGCUGA